GGGGCGUGGGCGAAGCAGGCUGCUCUCGCCUUGGCUGUAGUGUGUGGGCUGGGGUUGGUGCAGCCUCCCAGCCUGUCCGCACUUAGUCCGUAGUUGGGCUCGCGGCGCUUUUGUGCCCGCGUCUGGCCUCGCUUUGUGUCUGCGAGUUUUUUGCCGUGCCCCCGCGGCGCUCCUCCCGGGCGGGAGCCGUAAGGCUCGGAGGCGACAGCGCGGCCCCCGGCCAGGAGUGAGCGCGGCGGUGUGAGCGGCGGCAGUGAGGCUGCGGGGAAGGGGACUAGUAGAUCCCGGAGAUGCCGGAGUUCCUGGAAGACCCCUCGGUCCUGACGAAAGACAAGUUGAAGAGUGAACUGGUCGCCAACAAUGUGACUCUCCCGGCCGGGGAGCAGCGCAAAGACGUGUACGUGCAGCUCUACCUGCAGCACCUGACUGCACGCAACCGGCCGCCGCACGCCGCGGGCGCCAACAGCAAGGGGCCCCCGGACUUCUCCAGCGACGAGGAGCGCGAGCCCACCCCAGUGCUCAGCUCCGGGCCCUCCACCGCGGGCCGCGGCCGCGCCACCGUCGGCAGGAAAGCAACAAAGAAAACUGAUAAGCCCAGACUAGAAGAUAAGGAUGAUCUAGAUGUAACAGAGCUCUCUAAUGAAGAACUUCUGGAUCAGCUUGUGAAAUAUGGGGUGAAUCCUGGUCCUAUUGUGGGAACAACCAGGAAGCUGUAUGAGAAAAAGCUAUUGAAACUGAGAGAACAAGGACCAGAAUCAAGAUCUUCUACUCCUUUACCAACAAUUUCCUCAUCAGCAGAAAAUACUAGGCAGAAUGGAAGUAAUGACUCUGACAGAUACAGUGACAAUGAAGAAGACUCUAAAAUAGAGCUCAAGCUUGAGAAGAGAGAACCACUAAAGGGCAGAGCAAAGACUCCAGUAACACUCAAGCAAAGAAGACUUGAGCACAACCAGAGCUAUUCACAAGGUGGAGUAACUGAGACUGAAUGGACAAGUGGAUCUUCCAAAGGCGGACCUCUGCAGGCAUUAACUAGGGAAUCUCCAAGAGGGUCAAGAAGAACUCCAAGGAAAAGGGUGGAAACUUCACAACAUUUUCGUAUAGAUGGUGCAGUAAUUUCAGAGAGUACUCCCAUAGCUGAAACUAUAAUGGCUUCAAGCAACGAAUCCUUAGUUGUCAAUAGGGUGACUGGAAAUUUCAAGCAUGCAACUUCUAUUCUGCCAAUCACUGAAUUCUCAGACAUACCCAGAAGAACACCAAAGAAACCAUUGACGAGAGCUGAAGUGGGAGAAAAAACAGAGGAAAGAAGAGUAGAAAGAGAUAUUCUUAAGGAAAUGUUCCCCUAUGAAGCAUCUACACCAACAGGAAUUAGUGCUAGUUGCCGCAGACCAAUCAAAGGGGCUGCAGGCCGGCCAUUAGAACUCGGUGAUUUCAGGAUGGAGGAAUCUUUCUCAUCUAAAUAUGUUCCUAAGUAUGUUCCUUUGGCAGAUGUCAAAUCAGAAAAGACAAAAAAGGGACGUUCCAUUCCCGUAUGGAUAAAAAUUUUGCUGUUUGUUGUUGUGGCAGUUUUUUUGUUUUUGGUUUAUCAAGCUAUGGAAACCAACCAAGGAAAUCCUUUCUCUCGUUUUCUUCAUGAUGAAAAUAGAAAAUCCACCUGAAUUAUAUCACUUUGGCACAUUCAACUUGGUCUCCUAUUUUUAAUAACUAGAAAAACAUUUGUGUAUAUUUGUUGACUCAAGAACUAAAAAUAAUGUGAUUUCACUUCAAAUUUAAUAUUCCAUGGAAAAGCAAACAAGAUAUCUGAAUGAACUUCAUUUAAAUGUUUUGGACUUUGGACUAGUGGGAGAUCACUUUGUGCCAUAUGGAUAAUCUUUUUUAGCUCUGGAACUUUUUGUAGGCUUUAUUUUUUUAAUGUGGACAUCUUAUUUCAUUUUUGGGAAAAUAUAUUGUUUUGUGUAUUUGGAAAACAAGAAGGGCAAAACAUGGUAGUAUAAUGUGAAAUUACACAUUUAAAUACUUUGAAUUCUUACAGAAAAGAUUAAGAAUUAUUCUCUGCUGAAUAAAAUUUUACAGAGGUGGAACAUUGAAAUUUGGUAAGAGAAAGUAAUUUGGUUGUACUUUUGUAACUGAAACAGUUUGACAGUGUUUAUGAGGGAAAGUACAGCAAUAAUCUCUUCUGUAACUUAUUAAUAGUAAUGUUGCUAUUGUAGCCCUAUCAUACUCACUUUUUAAAAGAUUUCUAAUAUCAUGAAUGUCCUCUUUCAGUAAGACCCAUUUAAAUACAAUUGAUUUUUAGCAGGGAUCUUUUAGGGUGACAUAAUACUUGUUUUAGAGAACUAGCUGGCUGUACAUGUUAGCUAGCUAGAAGGCUAAAAUUGGAAAUUUAUACUUUUUAUUUACAACUGAAGAUUCUGUCAAUCCAAUUUACUACCAGAAUUUUUUUUUUUUAAGAAAAGUAAGUGUGUGUAUGUGUUUUGUUUAAAAGUUAGAAAUUUAAAUACUGGUGUUGUUCCAUUUGGAUUCUUUGUUGCAUUGUCUUCUAUUACCAAAAACAAACUUUUGCCAAGUGUUUUAUUUCCCCAUAUAUUUCCAGCUAUGGUUUGAUUAAAAAGUAAAAAAGUAUUUGCUAUUAAACUACAUACAAGUAGUAGUUAAAGUUGUAAACUUUCAGUGCAAAGUGGGCAUUAUGAUUUUGUAUUCUCUUGAAAUAUGGUUAGCUUUAUCUUUGUGGUUGAUUUAUUUUAACUUUUUAGCUAAAACUUACCUCAUGUAUAACUUGGUUGCAUAAAAUUGUAGGUGAUGGAAAGAAAUUUCAGUAGAAUCAGGUAAAACAUAAAAACUUUAAACUUAAUCAUUUGAUUUGCAACUUUAUCGUCAUUGACCAUAAAGCACACUAAAAACAUAAGUUAUUUUUAAAAUACCAUCCAAAAUAAAAGAUAAUUUUAACAAAGGAAGAAAUUGAAGGUGUAUUUAGACCACCAAACUUUUUGUUUGAACUAGCACUAUUCUGAUUUUUAGAUUUUAGGUAUUUUGUAGACAUUUUUACUCAACUUCUGCAAUUCAGACCAGACACACCUAUAGGUCUGAUUCUGCAAAGGCACUCAUAGAUCUGAAAAGCUUUCCUCUUUGAAUUAAAAUGUUGCUUUGAGAUGAGCCACAGAAGAGGCAUGUUUUACUCAACUUUUCAACUAUCAGGUAAUAUCCAUCUACACUAUUUUUUUUGUUUUCAGACAUUGUUCCCAUAUUGUUUUCAGUUGUUUGGUUAUAAUUAGAAAUUGUGAGGAACUCCAUUUAAUGUUUAAAAAUGUGAGGAGAUAAAUCAGACUUGACAUUUAUGUAAGAUCAGUUCUCUAAUAGGAAAAGUAUGGUCCAAAAUAGCAAAAGGACUGGGUAAAAUGUGUACUCUUUUUUAAAAAAACAAACAUGUAUUUGGUCUUUUGUCUGUGUCUGUUUUAUUCCACUAGAGUAAAUGUGUCCUUGUUGUAAACACAAAGCAUUUCUUCCUGAUUAAAUCAUAGAUGUAGAUUUACAGUAUAAUUCAAUAAUAAAAAAUAAUUAACCUCUAGUUUUGUUGUUGCAAUAUAUGAUUUUUAGAUAGUUCAAACAAUAAGAUUUCUAGGUAAAAUUUCUCGUGUAUUUAUGGAUUGAGUUUUAGUUCUCAUUUCAGUCUAUUCCUAUGUGUGUUACUUCUAAUUACUGUAGUAAUCAGGUCCUCAUUUGUUCAUAAGUAAGCAAUGUACGUCUAUUAUAUCUGCAGAAUGAUGUUAAGUCUCCCAUUUCCUCUCAAUACUAGCCCCAACUUUACUGUUGUUAGAACUUAUCUGUGACACUCUUGCAUUGAGACUAAGCCAAAGUGUCACUGUUGUAUUCAUUGUGGAAUCGUGUUCACAAGAUGAAAGUGCUGUUGUUACAUCUCUGAUUUGUGUCUCCAAUGAUGAUUUUAUUAACAGUGGUUUUUAAGGUAAUAAAUACACUAUAAUUAA
Ictidomys tridecemlineatus (thirteen-lined ground squirrel) is the source of this 3980-nucleotide messenger RNA. It is a transcript of the gene Tmpo, whose product is annotated as thymopoietin. Gene Ontology annotation, molecular function: DNA binding. Lineage: Eukaryota; Metazoa; Chordata; Mammalia; Rodentia; Sciuridae. The record is from RefSeq and is a predicted model, not a curated record.